AUGGCUACAUGUGUUGGCGGCAAUCUGAAUGUCAAAAAACAAACAUUAGUCGAACACGCUGGACCCAAGCCGUUGGACGUCAAACCCGUUGGACGUCAAACCCGUUGGACGUCGAAGCCGUUGGAUGAGCGCAUUAACCCGUUGGAAGUCGAACACGCUCGACCCAAACCCGUUGGACGUCAAACCCGUCCCAGGAGCCCAUUAACCCGUUGGGAGUUGAACACGCUGGACCCAACCCGUUGGACGUCAAACCCGUCCAAGGAGCGCAUUAACCCGUUGGGAGUUGAACACGCUGGACCCAACCCGUUGGAUGUCGAACCCGUCCAACCCGUUGGACGUCGAACCCGUUGGAUGAGGAAGUCGAACACGCUGGACCCAACCCGUUGGACGUCAAACCCGUUGGACGUCAAACCCGUCCAGGAGCGCAUUAACCCGUUGGGAGUUGAACACGCUGGACCCAAACCCGUUGGACGUCGAACCCGUUGGAUGAGGAAGUCGAACACGCUGGACCCAACCCGUUGGACGUCGAAACCGUUGGAUGAGGAAGUCGAACACGCUGGACCCAACCCGUUGGAAGUCAAACCCGUUGGACGUCAAACCCGUUGGACGUCAAACCCGUCCAAGGAGCCCAUUAACCCGUUGGGAGUUGAACACGCUGGACCCAACCCGUUGGAUGUCGAACCCGUCCAACCCGUUGGACGUCGAACCCGUUGGAUGAGGAAGUCGAACACGCUGGACCCAACCCGUUGGACGUCAAACCCGUCCAGGAGCGCAUUAACCCGUUGGGAGUUGAACACGCUGGACCCAAACCCGUUGGACGUCGAACCCGUUGGAUGA
Messenger RNA from Histoplasma mississippiense, 837 nucleotides. RefSeq lists its product with no specific name. NCBI's taxonomy places the organism in Eukaryota, Fungi, Ascomycota, Eurotiomycetes, Onygenales, Ajellomycetaceae. The transcript is spliced from 2 exons. The record is from RefSeq and is a predicted model, not a curated record. Bases 1 to 837 code for a protein of 278 amino acids.